AUGUCCUCUUCACUCGCGGCCUCGGCGUCGAGGACAGCCUCCGCCGCAGCCUCUGCUACGGCUACCGGUGGCAAUCGUGCGGCCCCGCAAGGAGGAAUCCUCGAGGGACUCGAUCCGACUGUCUACAGUCCCAAAAGCCCUUAUGUCCUGUUUAUCAUCCAGGUAAAGAUCAUUCCUCGCCUUGUUCCUGCAAUUGGGGCAGGAAUUAUCAUUAUCUUCUGCCGUAUCCUCCAUUACCCGCUCCAAAAGCUUCGACAACCCAGAGUCAUUGCGGAAGUCAUUGGUGGAGUCAUACUUGGCCCUUCCGUGUUGAUGAGGAUCCCGGGAUUCGAAGAGCACAUCUUUCCGCCCGAAUCUAUGCCGGGCCUGACCCUAGUCGCCAAUCUGGGCUUGAUAUUGUUCCUCUUCUUGGUCGGGCUGGAAGUCAACAUGCGAAUGUUCCUCUCCAAUUGGCGCGUGGCGUUAAGUGUGGGUUUCGCCGGAAUGGUAUUACCUUUUGGGCUGGGCUGCGCCAUCGCAUAUGGUCUGUACCACGAUUUCAGAAGUGACCCUGGAAUUGUGCAUGUUAGUUUUGGUGUCUACGCUUUGUUCAUCGGAACAGCCUUAUCUAUCACAGCUUUUCCAGUCCUAUGCCGUAUCCUUACGGAGCUCAAUAUCCUUCACACCUCCGUUGGCAUCACAGUUCUGGCUGCCGGUGUUGGAAACGACGUUGUCGGCUGGAUUUUACUCGCCCUGUGCGUGGCACUAGUCAACAAUGGUUCGGGAAUCGUAGCACUCUACGUUCUGCUAUGUGCCAUUGGGUGGAUUCUUUUCCUCGUCUUCGCAGUUCGCCCCGUCUUUUUGAUCUACCUGCGACGCUCGGGAAGUCUUCAAAAUGGUCCGUCGCAAGGCGUGAUGGCUGUUACUAUCCUUAUGGUUCUGGCAUCAGCCUUCUUUACCCAAAGCAUUGGAAUCCAUGCCAUUUUUGGAUCUUUCAUUGUCGGGCUCAUCUGUCCUCAUGAAGGUGGAUUCGCCAUUAAACUUACCGAGAAACUUGAAGACCUCAUUUCGGUUCUGUUUUUACCCCUAUAUUUUGCGCUGUCUGGACUUGGGACCAACUUGGGACUGCUAGAUGAUGCUCAGACUUGGGGCUAUGUCAUUGGAGUAAUUGCGAUUGCUUUUGCUGCGAAGAUCAUCGGUGGAACCUUAGCUGCUAGAGCCAACAAGCUCAUGUGGCGUGAAAGUCUCACUAUCGGAUGUUUGAUGAGUUGCAAGGGUCUUGUCGAACUAAUUGUUCUCAAUAUCGGUCUUCAAGCCAAGAUUCUUUCGACGAGAACAUUUACGAUGUUUGUUGUAAUGGCCCUUGUCACCACUGUUGCAACGACACCGCUUGUUAUAGCACUCUUCCCACCCUGGUACCAGAAGAAGCUUGAGGCGUGGAAGAGAGGAGAGAUCGACUGGGAUGGAAAUCGCUUGCUUCAUGGCGGAUCCAGCGGCGCCAGUCCCCAAGAAUCUCUCGACAAGUUUCGUAGUACAGAGGUCCGGAAGCUGCUUGUCUACCUCAGACUUGACAGCCUGCCCAGCCUGUUCACGUUCAUCACUCUACUGGCCAAUGACAGAGCCACUGUCCGCACAAAGGUCCACAAGUCGAAAACCUCUGGGCUUUCCACAGUGCCCGAGGGUGAAACUGCUGAUGGCUCCACUAUGCCAUCGUCCAAGCGUCCUUUCGAGGUCCAUGGUGUACGCAUCUUGGAAUUGACAGAGCGGACGUCUUCGGUCAUGCAGAGCUCAGAGCUGGAUGAUUACCAAGACCCCGUUGUCAAUGCAUUCCGAACUUUUGCACAGCUGAAUAAUGUUGCUGUCUCUGGAGACGUGUCUGUCGUACCUGAGGACUCCUACGCGGAGAGUUUGACCAGUCAGGCGGCGGAUCAUUCCCCGGACCUUGUUCUCAUUCCAUGGAACGAUGUGGACAACUCGGCAGAGUUCGGCCUGCAGCACGAUUCUCUUCCUUCAGGAAGUCAAGACGCUUUCAUUCAAAAAGCGCUUGAGACCGCUACUUGCAAUACAGCAGUCUUCUACAACCGUGGCUUCGGUGGCCCAACAUCAGGUCAAGAGCCCCCUAAGCUCACCCGAACUUUCAGCAACCAUAGUAAGCGAAGCCACCGCGAGCCAGCUGCUGCACCUGUUGUCGAUCGAAGCCAUCAUAUAUUCUUCCCAUUCCUUGGCGGGAAGGACGACCGCGUGGCCCUACGCUUUGUGCUCCAGCUUGCACAGAACAGCAAUAUCACAGUUACCAUCGCCCACUUCAACAGCCCGAUUAAAUCCGAAUCUUUCAAAGAGCCAGAAGUUACGAGCAGUGACGUUUCCUCCGACCUUCAUGCCAAUUCUUCAAAACUCACCAUUCACGAGACAAUUGACACCGAGACCUUGUACGCUACAGCUGCUCAAGACAAAGCGCUCCUGCACACGCUCCGCGAUUCUCUAUCCUCGGACCUGGCUAGCCGUGUUGUGUUUGUGGAUGUAGCUACUACUACUCAUAUUACGGACUGCCUCAGCCAUGCUAGACAGGAAAUCGGGCAAUCUCCUAACAACGCUGGUGAUUUGGUUGUCGUCGGCAGACGUAGCCAUGUGCGCAUCACCGAAGCCUUUCAGACCCACAAUCCGGAGAUGCGAAAGACGCUUGGUCCUAUUGCUGAAGCUAUCAUUUCUGGUGGUGUUAGGGCCAGCGUGUUGGUUCUUAAAGCCGGUGAUCGCGGUCUCGACUCGUAG
Messenger RNA from Drepanopeziza brunnea f. sp. 'multigermtubi' MB_m1, 2748 nucleotides. Lineage: Eukaryota; Fungi; Ascomycota; Leotiomycetes; Helotiales; Drepanopezizaceae. The record is from RefSeq and is a predicted model, not a curated record.